Malassezia restricta is the source of this 1548-nucleotide messenger RNA. Its product is annotated as DNA mismatch repair protein. Gene Ontology annotation, biological process: mismatch repair. Gene Ontology annotation, cellular component: mismatch repair complex. Bases 1 to 1548 code for a protein of 515 amino acids. The transcript has a single exon. NCBI's taxonomy places the organism in Eukaryota, Fungi, Basidiomycota, Malasseziomycetes, Malasseziales, Malasseziaceae. The record is from RefSeq and is a predicted model, not a curated record. Gene Ontology annotation, molecular function: ATP-dependent DNA damage sensor activity; ATP hydrolysis activity; ATP binding.
AUGCAUCGAUUGCCGCCCGACACGGCCUGCCGUGUCCGGGCCAGUGCUCGGCUGCCGACGCUCGAGUGUGUGGUGCAUGAGCUUGUGGCUCGUGCGGUCGAGGCGGGUGCGCGGCGCGUGCAUGUCGAUGUAGACUUGCAGGCGUGGCGCGUCGUGUGUAUGGAUGAUGGACAGGGCGAUGUGGAUGCAUGGGAGUUGCGGCCUGAUGCGCAUGGACUGCGCCAUACGCCGCCUAUGGCGUGCCUGCCGUGGCUCAGCCUGCUUGAAGUGCAUGGGCAGAGGCGUAUGCUUGUACAGAGGGAGCAUCGCGUCCUGCAUCGCGGUCCGUCGAAGCAUCGCGAUACGCGCGUUGUCUUGCAUGACGUGUUCGGCGGUGUGCCCGUCCGGCGGCGGUACCUCGCACGCCGACGCCAGCGUACGAUGCAUCGACUGCGCAUGCGGCUAUAUGCAUGGGCGCAUGCGCGUCCGUCGGUGCGUAUCACGGGCCUCGGCCUCCGUGACGCCGUGCCGGCGGGGCGGAGCAUACACGCCUCGCUCACGUUUCGGACGAGGCAAGACGAGGCGUGGACCGCGACGCUCGACGGCACGGUGGGAGAUGCUCGUGCCUAUCAUUUCGUGGCGCUGAACGGCACGCCGCAUGGCUUUGCAUGCCGUGAUGACGUGCCGUGGAGCGGCUCGUGGUGGACGCCGCUGUAUGGCGUACUGCGGUCGUCGUUUGCGCUGCGCCUCGAGGUGCACCGCGCGCAGACGCUGCCGGAACUUGUGCUGCCUGGAUGGACAGCCUUGUGGGAGCGCCUGUGCCAGGCGCCGCCCGUGCCGCGCGCGCAAGGACCGCGUGCGGUGCCGCUGAUGACGCGCGAGCCCACAGCGUCGCUCGUGUUGCCUGCAUCGCUCGAUCGCGUGCGUGCGAUUGCGCAGGUGGACAACAAGUACGUGCUGUGCCUGUGCGAUGCGUCGCUGCUAUGUGUGGAUCAGCACGCCGUCGACGAGCGCAUCCGAAUGGAACGCGACCUGACCGCCUAUGUCAUGGCCUGUCUUGGCGGCGAGGGACACAGCCGCGCGAUCGAGCCGUGCACGGUCCCUUUGCCCGCGCACGUCGUCGAGACCCUGAGGUUCUGGGGCUGGGACGCGGUGCGUGGCCACGACGACACAUGGCACGUGCGCGCUGUGCCGGCCAUCGUCCCACGGCACGCUGAUGUCGCCCAGGUCGUGACGCAGUGUGCUACAUGGACGGCCGAGCAUGCGGACGACAUACGCACAUGGCUGCGCACGGCGAUGCACGCGCAGCACGGUGCGAUGAGUGCGCUGCGGUACCUUCCGCCCGUGCUGCGCGGCAUGCUCGCGUCGCACGCGUGCCAUACGGCGCUCCGCUUCGAGCAGUCCCUGUCACGUGAACAGUGUGAUCAGCUCGUGGCGCAGUGGCGGCACACGACGCUGCCGUUCGUGUGCGCGCACCAUCGCCCGUCGGCGGUGUGCGUGGCGCGCGUCCCCGCCGCUGGACCGACGCCGUUCCCUGUGCGUUGGCACGUGCUCAGCCAGCUGGCGUGA